This is a messenger RNA of Dissoconium aciculare CBS 342.82, 375 nucleotides long. RefSeq lists its product as uncharacterized. The record is from RefSeq and is a predicted model, not a curated record. Lineage: Eukaryota; Fungi; Ascomycota; Dothideomycetes; Mycosphaerellales; Dissoconiaceae. The transcript has 2 exons. Bases 1 to 375 code for a protein of 124 amino acids.
AUGGCGAUAGAUCUAAGCCUGGGUGAGCGAGAGCUCAUGUCGAUGCUCUCUGAUGAGAGUCUCAGCAGCUUUGAGAUUUGUCCCAGUCGCGGCCUGCUGGCGCUACUGGCGUACAGGUCGUGUAAAGAAAUUAUGCGCGGCACCCCGGGUCUUGUACACAUCUAUGAGGACUAUUUUCGUCAGCUGAGGAACAAGAUGGUCGAAGACCCAUCUCAGCGCUCCCAUCGAGAUGUUCUCCAAGAAUUCCACCAGGAAACGAGUGCCUCAAUCAAGACCCUCCAGCAUCAAGUCGAGGUCUUGAAGGGUCUCGAUGAGUUCAAUGCUGGAUUUGGUAAGCGCCCUGACAAGCCUGACCCGACAGCCGCCCUCUCUUGA